Molecule: messenger RNA, 860 nt
Organism: Centruroides sculpturatus (bark scorpion)
Lineage: Eukaryota; Metazoa; Arthropoda; Arachnida; Scorpiones; Buthidae
Product: protein FRA10AC1 homolog
Exons: 9
Coding region: 100-858 (252 amino acids)
Biological process (GO): dephosphorylation
Molecular function (GO): phosphatase activity
Source: RefSeq, a predicted model, not a curated record
AAUGACGGUAAAAUAUUGAAAAUAAGUACAUAGACGUUUCAAUGAAUUUUUUAUUUUUGAUGUUGAAAUAAUAAUCGAAGUCAUCCCUAAUCUGUCUUCAUGGAGCCGUCAAACAGCGAUAAAAUUAAUAGGUCUCUAACCUUGAGGAAUAAAAUUCUUGCGAUGGAUGCUUAUUCUAGACACAAAGAACUGAUAAAUCAUUAUUUCCUUUAUUAUUCUGGAAGUACAAAAAAAUUGACUAAGCAUAGGCGAUCUGGAAAGACUGAUUUUGAUAUAAUACGAGAAAAUCACCAAUUUUUAUGGGACCCUGAUGACAGUGCAGAUUCUUGGGAUAGAAAAUUAGCAAAAAAGUAUUAUGACAAGUUGUUCAAAGAAUAUUGCAUAGCAGAUCUUAGCCGUUACAAAGAAAAUAAAAUUGCUUUACGAUGGAGAAUAGAAAAAGAAGUUAUUGAUGGAAAAGGACAGUUUGUUUGUGGAGAAAAAACUUGCAAUGAAAAAGAGCGGUUAUGCAGUUGGGAAAUGAAUUUUGGAUAUAUAGAAUUUGGAGAGAAGAAAAAUGCUUUGGUGAAAUUGAGGCUUUGUCCAGUUUGUUCUUAUAAAUUAAACUAUCAUCAUCAGCGUAAAGAAUUUAAAAAUGUUUCAAGGAAAAGAAACUUGAAAGAAACUGAUGAAGAAGUUUUCAAUAAAAAGAAGAAAGAAAGUGAAACAGAAAAAGAGCAAGAUAGUCACGAGUCAACUUCAGGAACACAAAAUUUGACCACUGACAGUUCAGUCAUUUGGAAAGAAAUGCCAAAAGAUACUGAAGAAAAGAACAAAGAUGAUGAAUUUGAAGAAUACUUAAAUGAAAUGUUGUUAUAAAA